Kalmanozyma brasiliensis GHG001 is the source of this 1194-nucleotide messenger RNA. RefSeq lists its product as uncharacterized. Lineage: Eukaryota; Fungi; Basidiomycota; Ustilaginomycetes; Ustilaginales. The transcript has a single exon. The record is from RefSeq and is a predicted model, not a curated record. The coding region runs from base 1 to 1194 and encodes 397 amino acids.
AUGAAGUUCUUCGCUCUCCUCUCGGCCGUGCUGGUCUCGGCCGCCUUUGUCUCUGCUGAUGCCGUCGCUGCCGGUGCUGACGAGGGCCAAGUGCCCCAGAUGCUGACGCUCAUCAACCAGCUUGAGUCCGCCAACCCUGCCGACGCCGUGUUCCACAGCCAGCUGCCUCGCCUCGCCGCGCUCCACCAGCAGGUCGAGGAGCAGUUCGGCGAGUCGCAGGUGCGCAAGCUCUACGGCGACAACGCCAUUGCCGACAAGCUCGUUGAGCUCGUCAAGGGUGUCCAGCUCGACAAGCGCGAUGCGAGCCCCAAGAACAAGGAUAAGAAGAACGGCCACCACAAGGGCACCAAGACCAACCACGGUCAGGAGGUCAACCACCACAAGAGCGGCGAGAAGCACUCGACCGAGCACAAGCACAAGGAGGGCCACUCCCACGAGGCCACGGAGCCCAUGACCAAGCGUGCCGAGCCCAAGGAAGUCAAGCACCACAAGCACGGCAAGAAGCACUCCGCCGAGGAGCACAAGAAGGGUGAGAAGCACACCGAGCACGAGCACAAGAAGGGCGAGAAGCACACCGAGCACAAGCACAAGAAGGGCCACUCGCACGAGACCGCGAAGCCCGUCACCAAGCGUGCCGAGCCCAAGGAGGCCAAGACCAACCACGGUCAGGAAGUCAACCACCACAAGGACGGUGAGAAGCACUCCGCCGAGCACAAGCACAAGUCUGGCGAGAAGACCAACCACGGUCAGGAGGUGAACCACCACAAGAACGGUGAGAAGCAAUCGGCCGCACACGCGCACAAGAAGGGCGAGAAGGGUCACCACAAGGAAGGCGAGAAGCACUCGGCCGAGCACAAGAAGCAUCACUCUGACGAGGCGCAGAAGCCCGAGGACGACACCGAGACACCCGAGACCGUCUCCAAGCGUGCUGAGCCCAAGACCAACCACGGUUCCACCGUCAACCACCACAAGAACGGCGAGAAGCACUCGGCCGAGCACAAGCACAAGAAAGGCGAAAAGUCUAACCACGGCUCCACCGUCAACCACCACAAGAAUGGCGAGAAGCAGUCGGCCGCCCACGCGCACAAGAAGGGCGAGAAGCACCACGCCAAGCCCACCAAGAAGGAGCACAAGAAGCCCGCUCACAAGCACCACAAGACUUCGAGCGCCGCCGCCGCCCAACCCACCGCCUAG